Messenger RNA from Bacillus rossius redtenbacheri, 5410 nucleotides. Its product is annotated as tetratricopeptide repeat protein 14 homolog. Lineage: Eukaryota; Metazoa; Arthropoda; Insecta; Phasmatodea; Bacillidae. The record is from RefSeq and is a predicted model, not a curated record. Gene Ontology annotation, molecular function: protein binding. The transcript has 20 exons. Bases 297 to 4424 code for a protein of 1375 amino acids.
GAUUGAGUGAGGAAAUUGUGAGUGGCAUUUUUGAUUUGGUUUGAUUAAAAGGUUUUUUUUCCCCCUUGUUUGUAGGUAUUGUCAAGUUAGGCUUUUGGUGUAUUGAACAGUAGUUUUCAUGCUCUACCACUUUUACUUUUCAGCUAGUUGCGUAAUUGCGUUGUCUUCUAUUCUAUGUAUCUUUUCUGAUUGUGAAGUUGCGAUAGUAGAUUAUGUGCGUUUGGUUUCUAUUAAUCGGAAAGGGAAGGAAAUAGCUACAGGUGGGAAGACCACCUUCACCACAGUGUGUGGGGAAAAUGGAGACCCCACUAUGUGCAGAGCUUGUGGCCCGGACCCUGAAUUUUCAUGGCCAGCCGUUGCAAAAAUUGUGGGAAACUGAUUUGGCCAAGUUUGACCUGAGCUUCAGCAAAGAACCCGAUUUUGAAGUUUACCAGCAGAGACAGAAGCACCUUAGUUUUCAAGAUAGAGGGAAGCGGCAGAAGCUUCUUCAGUUUAUUGUGAACAAAGCAAAUGCUUUGUUCGAUCCUGCUGUUCUUGAAUUGGAGCCCAGGGAGAGAUCAUCAGGAGAUGAAGGUUGCUAUGCUGUGGUUCCAACAUAUGAAUCAUUCGUUGAAAUAGAUAAGCAGAACAAGAAUAGGCAUAUUUUUGAGAUCGUGAAGCCUGGAGACCUCAUCAUUGGGUCCAUUCUGAACAAAUCGGUUUCAGGACUGUUGCUGAAAGUCUUGUGCAUUGAUGGAGAUUUUCCCAGAGGAGUGGCAGAUUUGGGCAUUAAGGCCUUCUGCCCGAUGGGCAACAUAAUCCCGGCGGCGGACAAGAAGAGCGUGAACCGCACGUACAUGAUGAACGACACGGUGUGCUGCGAGGUGCUGGAGGUGAUCCCCGACACGGACAAGCUGGUCUGCGGCAUGAAGGGCACGGCUCUGCCCCCGGGCUCCCCGUACGCCCCUCGCCUCGGGCUCCUGCACAGCGACGACUUUCCGCUCGCCUACAAGAAGGAACUCGAACUGAAAGGGGAUACAUACGAGCAGUGUCUAGAGAAGAGUGUAGGGUUUUUCAACCCCAACAACAUCAACUACCUGGCCAGCACUUUGGGACUGGGGGCAGUCAAUUUCUCAAACAUGCUCGGCCUCAGGGGCCGGUUCCCGGAGCCGGACUACGCCACGGAGCUGCGGCAGGUGCAGGCCAGCAAGUGGGCGUUCCGCAGCGUGGCCGAGGGCAUCGAGCACUUCAAGUCGGGCCGCCACUCGGAGGCCUUCCAGUGCCUCAACAAGGCCCUCAACAUCGACCCCCGCAACGUGGAGGGACUGGUGGCGCGCGGCGCCCUGUAUGCAAACAGUGGAAGUUUUCAGAAGGCUAUAGAAGAUUUUGAAACUGCUCUAAAGUUGAAUCCCAAUCACCAGAAUGCAAGGAAGUACAUGGGUGAAACUUUAGUUGCUCUUGGAAGGAGUUACGAAGAUGAGAACAAGUUCGAAGAAGCCCUGAACUCUUACAACAGCUGCUUGGCGCUCAUUCCGUUCCACGAGGAGGCUCAGAACUCUAUAGAGUAUUUGAAGAACAAGGUUCUGAACACUUCGAAGCUGUCGGACGUGGACAUCAUUCCCGGCCUGACGCCGUCCAAGACCUUGGAGGUGAAGGAGACGCUGAAGCAGCUGCUCAAGACGGACGAGGAGGAUGACAAGAAGGAGAAAGAUAGGUCCAAGUCCAAGAAGAAGAAGGACAGGAAGUCCAGGAAACGUCGCCGUCGCUCCAGCUCCAGCAGCUCCAGCUCCAGCUCCAGCUCUCACUCGUCCACCUCGUCGUCCUCCUCCUCCAGCGACUCGAGUUCCGCUUCCUCGCGCUCGGGGUCCAACUCCCCCUCCCCGUCUCGCUCGCGCAAGUCCAAGAAGCACAAGAAAAGUUCUCGCAAGAAGGAUGAAAAACGAGAGAAGUCUCUUUCACCCUUGAGCAAGAGAAUGGCACUUAUGGAUCCUACGCAUGAAGGUCUGGGUGGAUUGUUAGCUCAGCGAUUGGUUCAUUACAACCCACCUGCCUUGCCAUUUAGUUUUACACGUAAUGCUUCUGCAUUUUCUGUUGGUUCAGAGAUGUCUAAGAUGUACGACAAGGAUUUGGAGUACGAGCAGAGGGUCUGUCGCUUCUUGGAGCAGACAAAGGGUGAUUCGGAAUACGAAGAGAAGGUUCGUAAGUUCCUCGAGGAGACUGCGCGAUGGAAGAAGGAGAGGAAAGCUCAGGAAGAGAAAGCAAAGAAGAAAAAGAAGAAGGAAAAGAAAGCCAAAGAGAAGAGCAAGAAGAAGAAGAAGGAGCGGGAGGAGCACGAGAAGAAGAAGAAGCACAAGGCCAAGUCGCGCGUCGAGCGGUUCGACAACAAGGAGUUUGAGGAGCAGAUGGAGUCGAAGAAGUUCAGGGACGCCCUGCGCAGCCAACUGGCCUCCAAGGACGACUUCCGCAAGAGGAAGAGCAUCGAUGACGAGGAGGAGUUCCUUUACGGCUCCAGCGGCGACAAGGACAAGAUGCGUAUGUUGGGACUGGAUCAGAUAUCUGAUUUGGAUGACCUGGAGUCGAAGCUGUCAGCAUACUAUGCCAAGGUGGAGAAGGAUGCUUCCAGCAUGGUGAAGCGCAGGUUGGACGAGAAGGCAGAGAAGGACAAGCGUCGUCACUCGCCCAGCCCUGCCAAGCCUAAACAGCACACAUCACCCAAGGUCUCGUUCGUGCACAGCGAAGACACAAAGUCCGAAGAGAGUUUGAAAUCUAAAGAAAAGAAGAAAAUGGACAUGUUUGCGGACUCUCCGUCGCCACCUCAGAUCCAGCCGCCCCAAGCAAUGCGAGAAGUGAAAGGGAAGCUCACAGCAUCUGAAGCUGCUACUGUGAUGGCUGCCAAGUGGAAGAUGCAGCAGCUAGGUCCCAGCACUACAACCAGGAUUAAGAAAAAAGAAAAAAGUAUUGAUAAAGAGCCUUGGGAAGAAGUGGAAGAGAAGAGAUUUAUCAUGUACAAAGAAGAAAAAGAAUCUGAUAGUGAUGAUGAAGGGGAAAUAAGGAAAAAGAAACCUCAAGAAGAAAAAUUCUCUGGCAGGAAGAUCAUGCGGGGAGAAUCAAUGUCUGAGAAGAUCAUGGCAGAAAGCAAGAAGAAAGAUGAUGACAUUCUGGAGGACUCCAUAAACAAAGCCCAGCAGUAUGCAGACAAGUACCAGAGCGGGUUUCGCAUCACUCCACGUCCCCUAGAUAAGAAGAGCGAAGAUCUUCCGCCUCUGCCACCCGGCAUGCCUCCCAAAACAUCGUUCACCAUCGCUCCUCGCAAAACUGUAGCAAGCAUCAGCAGUGCCGUGGCUGGUCUCGGGCCUUUGGCUAAAGGACCCAAGACAGACAGCGACAGCCUUUCUUCAGAUGAGCCAACUCAGCCCCAGGCCAAGAAGAAGAGGCUCAGCAAAGGCUCUUCGAGAGACUCUUCCCGAAGCUUGUCAGUGUCGCGUGGGAGAAUCAGCCCCGCCUCCAGCAAAAGCUCUUCUCGUUCGCGUUCGUACGUCAAGAACCGCAGUCGCUCCAAAUCUGGCUCCUACGAGAACCGCAGAUCACGGUCCGGCUCGUACAGGUACGGCAGCGGCUCGCGCUCCAGGUCUUACGGUCGGUAUUCCAGGUCGCGAUCCAGGUCCAGGUCUUACCGCAGUCGCAGUCACUCUUACGACCGUUACUCUCGCAGCCGGUCUCGCUCCGUGGAGGGCCACUACAGACGGCGUAGCCGCAGUCCCUCCGACGACCGCCGCAGGCGCUACGACUACCACAUGAACAAGUACCAGAACAACCGGUAUCCUCGCAACAGGGGUACUUACUACAGGCCGCGCUUCAACAACUACAAGAGCCCGCGUGGAGGCGGUUUCCAGCACCGCGGAAGAGGGUUCCAGAAGUUCCAGCCGAACAGGAACCGAAUGUACAACAACAACAACAACAUGCGCAGCAGGGGCAGAGGUGGCAACCGGGGCAGGUACUUCCACUACAACAACAAGCCGGGCGGAGGGUACAGGGAGUACCACACGAGGAGGUACGACAACCGGGCUCGGUCCCGCGACAGCGACGAGCGCCGCAGCUACAGCCGGGAGGGCGACGACCCCAUGAAGAAGGUGGACGCUGCGAAAGAGAAGAUAAACAAGUACAUAGAGGAGGAGAACAAGAAGGAGGAGCCUCAGUCCCGAUCCCGCAAGCGGAGCGAGCCGCUGAGCGAAGGAGAGGCGGAGGACGACGAUGACCUGCCGCCCCUCCCGCCCGGGGGACCCCCGUCCCGAGACACCAGCUACAUGGAGCGCAAGUCCUUCGAGGGCAAGUGGGCGGACAAGGAGGGAGACGACAAGCGCAAGGCCUCGGAGGGACCCAGGAUGCCACCCGACGACAGCAUAGAGGAAAUGGACAAGUUUCUGAACAAAGUGAAGCGGAGAUAAGUGGCGCGCUGCUCAUUCCAUGUUCGUUGCACGGUCAUGUGCAUAUGUCUAGUGUCUAGGUUCUCAUUGCUUGUUGCGUAGUCUACACAGUGUUCUUUAAUAAAUGUGACCGUGAACACGAUUUUGUCACCGACAGUGACAGUUUAAUAAAGCACUAUGACACUUCACUCUAAUCUGUUGUAUAUUAGAAUAUUCAUGAUAUAAAUUUAUAUGGUCCGAAUUACUCAUAUCAGCAGUAGUUUGUUUUGUGUUGUUCAGUUUAUAGCAUUGAGUCGAUGUUGUACAACCAUAGUUUUGUACUGUUAUCAAUUCUUGCUGUAUUACAAAUUUAUAUUUUUUAUUUACAGUAACUUUAACAUUUAAUUUGUGAAUUUUUCGAAGUGAAGUGUUAAUUGUGCACGUUUAAUAUAGGAUGUAAUAUACCUGACUGGUUUUUGUAUUUUUGUGAAAUUGCUGUGUUGUGUGUGUGCUGACUGCUUCACUGUGAGCCAUGGAACAUUGACUGACUUUAUAAUAACUAGCAAGAAUUAGUCUAGUAAAACUGUAUCAGAUUUAAUUCUUUUAUGAGUAGAAUGUUUGUAAAUAUUUCUGAUGUUCUUGAGAGUCUGUUCUAGUUUUAAUGUGUUGCUUUGGUUCAGUCAUGUUGGUAAUUGUGUAUUUUCUGUGUAGUGAAAAAUUAUAAAUGAUAUAAAAAUUAAUAGAACUAUUAUUUCUUUUCAUAACUCAUUAAUGUAAGUACUCUCUUGGAAAAUAAACUUUUGUGUUUUAUCGUAUAAUCGUCAUAUAUUUUAUGUUAAAAUCAAGUUUGAAAAUUAGGGGUGCAAUUUUUAUGCGAGAAAAGCAUUGUUAUUUUUUUAAGAACUGUACAUAUUGCUCUCUCGAAAUCAUAAACAAAUAAAACAAACAAAAGGAAAUAAUUUGAAAGCAAAUAAUAGGCAGCAGUGGAGUAGCCAGGAUUUGUGUAUGGGGGGUGUUAAGAAGCAUGC